AUGUCGACGAGGAUGAUGAUGAUGAUGCCGACGACUGCGACGACGUCGUCGUCCAAGAACAACAACAAGAACAACAAAAAUGAUGAUGCGUUUUUUAGUCGUCGCAGCACGAAUACUAAUGGAAAGAGUUCGAAGAAGAUGGUUCGCGCGAUGGCCUCGGGAGGAGAAACCACAGAAAGGGCGUUCGAUCCUCGCGAGUACCGUCGUCAGCUCGGGAAAUCCGAUCAGUACACGCGUAAAUUCUUGAACGACCCAGAGGCGAAGAAAACUAUGGAAGAUGAAGGCAUCGGGUACUCGAUGACUGGGUUGGUGGCGCAAAUGAAGGAGAAAAACUUUGUCCACGUGGAAGGAGAAGUAACGGUGAAACUGGCGGAUAGCUACGGUUUUUGCUGGGGCGUCGAACGCGCCGUGCAAAUGUGCUACGAGGCGAGGAAACAGUACCCGACGGAGAAGAUGUGGAUUACGAACGAGAUUAUUCACAACCCGACGGUGAAUAUGCGUCUGAGCGAGAUGGGCGUGAACUUUAUCGAAGAGAAGGGUGGGGUGAAGAACUUCGAGCCGGUGCAAUCCGGUGAGGUUGUGGUGUUGCCGGCGUUUGGUGCGUCUAUUCACGAGAUGAAGUUGUUGGCGGAGAAAGGCGUGUCGAUUGUGGAUACGACGUGUCCGUGGGUCUCCAAAGUAUGGAACGCGGUGGAUACGCACGCGAGGAAGGAGUUUACGAGUAUCAUUCACGGUAAAUACGCGCACGAAGAGACGGUUGCUACCGCGAGUUUCGCCAAGACGUAUUUGGUGGUGAAAGAUAUGAAAGAGGCGAGUUGGGUGUGCGAUUACAUUUUGAACGGCACGGCGACCAAGGAGGAGUUUAUGGAAAAGUUCAAAAACGCGCACUCGGACGGGUUCGAUCCGGAAAAAGAUUUGGAUGCGGUUGGUGUUGCGAACCAAACGACCAUGUUGAAAGGAGAAACUGAAGCGAUCGGCAAAUUGUUCGAGAGAACGAUGAUGGAGAAGCACGGGGUUCAAAAUUUGGGCGAGCACUAUUUGGUCACGGAUACCAUUUGCGACGCGACGCAAGAAAGACAAGACGCGAUUUACAAGUUGGUGGACGAAAAGCCAGACAUCAUGAUGAUUGUCGGUGGUUUCAACAGUUCAAACACCUCGCACUUGCAAGAAAUCUCCGAAGAUGCGAACAUCACCUCCUUCUGGGUAGACACCGCGGAUAGAAUCGAUACCGAAAACAACAAAAUCUCCUGGAGAACCUCGCACGGCGAAAUGCGAGAGACUGAAAACUGGUUGCCGGAGGGUAAGUUGACCGUCGGCAUUACCAGUGGCGCGAGUACGCCGGAUAAGGUUGUCGAGGACGUGUUAGAGGCGAUCUUCGCGUCCAAGGCGAAGACCGCGGCUGGCGUGGCUCGAUAA
Molecule: messenger RNA, 1416 nt
Organism: Bathycoccus prasinos
Lineage: Eukaryota; Viridiplantae; Chlorophyta; Mamiellophyceae; Mamiellales; Bathycoccaceae
Product: 4-hydroxy-3-methylbut-2-enyl diphosphate reductase
Exons: 1
Coding region: 1-1416 (471 amino acids)
Biological process (GO): isopentenyl diphosphate biosynthetic process, methylerythritol phosphate pathway; dimethylallyl diphosphate biosynthetic process
Molecular function (GO): metal ion binding; 4-hydroxy-3-methylbut-2-enyl diphosphate reductase activity
Source: RefSeq, a predicted model, not a curated record